Aureococcus anophagefferens is the source of this 876-nucleotide messenger RNA. RefSeq lists its product as hypothetical. Gene Ontology annotation, biological process: mRNA splicing, via spliceosome. NCBI's taxonomy places the organism in Eukaryota, Pelagophyceae, Pelagomonadales, Pelagomonadaceae. Gene Ontology annotation, cellular component: U4/U6 x U5 tri-snRNP complex. The transcript has 2 exons. The record is from RefSeq and is a predicted model, not a curated record. Gene Ontology annotation, molecular function: U6 snRNA binding; U4 snRNA binding; protein binding. The annotation marks the transcript as partial.
GGCGUCGCGUUGCCCCUCUUCAAGGGCCACACGGGCGUCGUGCGCUGCGUCGACGUGAGCCCCGACGGCGGCCGCGUCGUCACGUGCUCCGACGACCGCACGGCGCGCAUCAACGACGCCGUCAGCGGGAAGAACAUCGCGGUCCUCGAGGGCCACGGCGGCGCCGUCGAGAGCUGCAUGUUCGGCCCCGACGGGUCGCGGGUCGUGACGACGUCCGCGGACGCGACGGCGAUGAUCUGGGACGCGGCCGACGGCGCGAAGCUCCUCACGCUCGAGGGCCACGCGGAGAAGCUCGAGGGCGCGGAGUACUCGCCCGACGGCCACCUCGUCGCGACGGCGUCCGAGGACCGCACCGCGCGCGUCUGGGACGCGCUCACCGGCGAGUCGUACGGCGUCCUCGCGGGCCACGAGGGCGGCGUGACCUGCUGCUCCUUCUCGCCCGACGGGCUGCGCGUCAUCACGGGCUCCAAGGACAAGACCGCGCGCAAGUGUCGAAACCGAUUGAAGUCGUCUUGCAUAUUUUGGUUCCCUGCCCAGGCGCGGACGAUCACGGCCUGCCACUACUCGCGCGACGGCUCGCGCGUCGUCACGGGCUCCUGGGACUGCUCCGUCAAGCUCUGGUGCGCGUCCACGGGCAAGAUCGAGCACACCUUGGAGGGCCACACGAAGAACGUGACGUGCUGCGUCAUCAGCCGCGACGGCACGGUCAUCGUCUCCGCGUCCGACGACCGGACGGCCAUCGUCUGGGGCGCGUCCACGGGCGAGGUCCGCCACCGCAUCAAGGGCCACAAGGGCGCGGUGACGUCCUGCGCCAUCUCCGCGGACCACACGCGCGUCGUCACGGGCUCCGCGGACCGCACCGCGCGCGUCUGGGAC